AUGCCCAGUUUCGACAACACCUCUGACCCAGCCCUCGAUAUAACUUGCCAGAUCCCCAUUUCCCAAAUGACCAACGCCGAAUGCUUAAGGGAAAAAACCGCCGCCAUAAAUCUCUGCUAUCGUAUCGAAAGAGAACUAAAUCAUAACCUCGACGCCGGCAUGGUUGAAAAUGACUCGAGAAACGUAGAUUUGAACCGAAGGAUUCUGGCACUUGACAAUCGACGCCUAGAGAUUAACGACCAAAUCCUUGCGUUGGCUGUGGCUGCUCUGGUGAAUCCGCCCAAUACUGCACCUCAGCAUUAG
Messenger RNA from Botrytis deweyae, 303 nucleotides. RefSeq lists its product as uncharacterized. The transcript has a single exon. Bases 1 to 303 code for a protein of 100 amino acids. NCBI's taxonomy places the organism in Eukaryota, Fungi, Ascomycota, Leotiomycetes, Helotiales, Sclerotiniaceae. The record is from RefSeq and is a predicted model, not a curated record.